AGCCAUAUAAUACUAGCGAAGAGGCUAUCUUACUAGAGAAAACUGUCUAUAUAAGCGGGAAUUCCAUCAAUCCAGUCAGGUAUAAUGCAGGAGAUUGUAGUUACAAAAAGUGGUACAGCCUGAGAAAAUAUACUCCAUCUAACUAAAAAGCUGAGGACCGAGGGGUGAACAAUUUCUGGCUCACAUUUCGGUAAAUCUCUGCAGAAUGUCAUCACCUUCGAGAGAACAACUCUUAGGGACUGCCAAGCUCUUCAUAGAGGCGUUCAACGAGUUCACACCUGAAUCAGUCGUGCGAUACCGCAGUCCUACAUGUACGCAUCGACUAGUUCCGGCAACCCUAAACUCGCCGCCACAAAGCAAUACCGAGUACGCAGGCCUCAUAGCAGCGCUAACAACCAUUAUGCCGACGUUCCAUCUCCGAAUCGUUGAUGGAGGAGAACCGGUGGUAGACGAAGUCACUCGUAAGGUCGUAUUGCAUUUGAAGUCGAGGUCCGAAACGGCCGUUGGGCUAUAUGAGAAUGAGUAUGUUUGGAUGUUGACAUUGAGCAAGGAUGGUAAACUCGUGGACGAUAUUUUGGAAUUUGCGGAUAGUUUAUAUACAAGUGAUCAAUUACCAAAGCUGAAGAAAGCGGUCGAGGACGCAGUUAAGAAGUGAGGAUAGAUCUUAGUUAGACCAUCAAGGCGAAUAGAGGGAGUUUGAGAAAUGAGGAGUACCGUCACCGAGAGUCCAACUUAAAGCUUCCAAUUUUCUAGAUCUAUUAGGUCCUUA
Daldinia loculata is the source of this 769-nucleotide messenger RNA. RefSeq lists its product as uncharacterized. The record is from RefSeq and is a predicted model, not a curated record. NCBI's taxonomy places the organism in Eukaryota, Fungi, Ascomycota, Sordariomycetes, Xylariales, Hypoxylaceae. The coding region runs from base 206 to 655 and encodes 149 amino acids. The transcript has a single exon.